CUGAGGAGGACGGAGCUCUAGCGGCGAAACUCUUCUGCAGCCUCCGUCUUCUGAGUCAAACACUCGGACACUUGUUCACUUUCUUUCCUACCUCUGGUUUCUUCUUUUUUUCCCCCCUGCAGCCCGUGUGUGCGUGUGUGUGUGUGUGCAUGUGUGCGUGUGUAUGCGUGUGCGGGUCUGCGUGUGUGUUGUAGCCCAGUUGUGAGCAUGCAAGGCAGCCACCGAAACAAGGAACCGAGGGGAACAUGGACGAGCCGGCAACUUCUCCUGUCCAUCUGCACUUUCUAUUUAUUCAUCCUCAGCGUGGAGCUGCAGAAGAGCGACUCCGAGCCACUGGACUCUGAUGAGUUUGCUUUCUUCCAUGAGGGAGAGAACGGGUGCCUGGGGGUGCAGGAUCACUCCCUCAUCCUGUCCAAAUCCUGUGAGGAAGACAACCAGCGCUGGAAGUGGGUGACCCGGGGACGCCUGUUCAACCUGGGCUCCUCGCUUUGCCUGGGAGUGACCACCGGUAACUUCACCUCCAAGUCGCACAAGACUCCUCUGGGCGUGUACACAUGCGACCGGGAGCCCCCCAGAGUACGCUGGACCUGGACCUGUGGCCAGAUGCUGGAGAACCUCAACCGCUACCUUCCGUCGCCGUCGAUUUUGAACUCCUCCGCCGCCUCCUCGCCCCCCUCGCCCUCCAAGCUGAAAUGGACUGUGCAUGGUGGCAUGCAUGAGGACCUGUGUGCCAAAACGUAUCGUGAGAUCUACACCAUCCAGGGCAGCUCCAACGGCCGCCCCUGCCACCUGCCCUUCCUGUACGACAGCCAGUGGUUCCACAGCUGCACCGGCAUCGGCCGGGAGGACGGCCACCUUUGGUGCGCCACCACCUUUGACUAUGGCAAGGACGAGAGCUGGGGGUUUUGUCCUGUUAAGAGCAGUGGCUGUCAGACAUUCUGGGAUACUGACCCAUUGACGGACAGCUGUUACCAGUUUAACUUCCACGCUACGUUGUCAUGGAGUGAGGCACGGAUCAGUUGCCAGCAGCAGGGGGCAGACCUGCUGAGCAUCACCAAGCUGCAUGAGCAGACCUACAUUAACGGUUUUCUGUCCGGCUACAGCGCUGCUUUGUGGAUUGGCCUCAAUGACCUGGACAUCAACGGGGGCUGGCAGUGGGCCGACUCCUCACCGCUCAAGUAUCUCAACUGGGAACAAGAUCAGCCGAGUCACGAAGAUGAGGAGAACUGUGCUGUGAUCAGGACUGAGUCUUCAGGUCGCUGGCAAAACCGCGAUUGUUCUGGUGCUCUGCCGUAUGUCUGUAAGAAGAGGCCCAAUGCCACCCUGGACCCCUUCACUACAGACUCUUGGACGGAUGAUAAGAAGUACGAGUGUGAUAUGGGCUGGCAGGCCUUCCAGGCCGGCUGCUACAAGGUGACUUCCGAGAAGAGCGACUGGGAUACGGCUCAGAAAACCUGCCAGAAGAUGGAGGCCAACCUGGUCAGCCUCCACACCCUACCUGAGCUGGAGUUCAUCCUUCACAACUUGAAAAAAGACAUCGAACAGCUGUGGAUAGGGCUCCAUGACACCGUAAUGCAAAUGGACUUCCAGUGGACCGACCACACGCCCGUCAUCUUCACCUACUGGCACCCGUUUGAACCCAAUAACUUCCGCAACACCCAGGAGGACUGCGUCUCUAUGUGGGGGCUCGACGGCCGCUGGGACGACAGCCCUUGUAAUUUGACCCUGCCCUCCAUCUGUAAGAAACCAGGAACAAAGAGGGAUGGGAAACCUCAACAUCAAGAGUGCAAACAAGGCUGGAAGUGGCACAGUCCAGCUUGUUACUGGGUGGGAGAAGACCUCCUCACCUUUGAUAAAGCCAGGAAAUCCUGUGAGGAACAAGGAGCCUUCCUUGUUACCAUUACAAAUAGGUUCGAGCAGGCCUUCGCCAACAGCCUGUUGUUCGGUCGCUUGGGAGAUUCCCUCUGGAUCGGCCUCCAUGAUCAAAGCGGCUCUUUCCGCUGGCUCAGUGGGGACGAAGUGACCUACACCAACUGGAAUCGGGACGAGCCAGUCAACGUCCAUGGCGGCUGCGUUUCCAUGGCGACGGGCUUCGCAACAGGCCUGUGGGAGGUGAAGGACUGUGCGUCAUACAAGGCCAAAUUCAUCUGCAGACAGAACCAGGCCACGUCUCUGAGCCCCGAGCCGCCCGUCCCCCAGCCCACCCCGAGUCUCAGCGGCUCCUGUCCCAGCGGCUGGAAGAGCAACAGUAACCUGCGCUACUGCUACAAGGUGUUUCAAUACUCGCAGCUGGAGCAGAAGCUGAGCUGGCUGCAGGCUCACCUGUUCUGCCGGAAGCACGGCGCCGACCUGCUGAGCAUCAGCGGCCCGGACGAGGAGCACUUUGUCCUACAGGUCCUCCAUGAGGCCUUCGGGGAAUCCGAGGACCAUGAGCAGCAUUGGUUUUGGAUUGGCCUCAACCGCAGGAACCCCAUUGACAAUGGUAGCUGGAAGUGGAGCGACGGAUUGGCUUUCACGUACCAGAACUUCGGCCGCUACUACUACAACAUUCGCCAGUGUGCUGCGGCAGACUUGGGCACAAUGACGUGGCUGGCCAUGCACUGUGACUCAGAGAUGGACUGGAUCUGCAAGAUCCCCAGAGGUAGUGUUGAGAAGGAACCAGAAGUCUCUGAAGGCACCUCUUCCCCCGAGUGGAUUCCCUUCCAGGAGGCUGAAUAUAAAUUUUUCGACCACCGCAACACUUGGGACCAGGCCCAGAGGAUUUGCUCCUGGUUUGACUCCUCGCUGGCGUCCGUCCACUCGGCGGAGGAAGACGCUUUCCUGGGCAGCACUUUACGCAAGAUGGGGAGAGCAGAGGGGGAUAACUGGUGGCUGGGGCUUCACACCUACGAAAACGACGGCCGCUUCCGCUGGUCUGACCACUCUGUGCUCAAUUACGUGUCCUGGGCCCUCGGGAGGCCGCAUCCGCUCAGCCGCGAUCGCAGAUGUGUUCACAUGUCGGCCAACAAAGCGGACUGGGCCGAUCAGAAGUGCCCCUCUGACCUGCCCUACAUCUGUAAGAGAGUGAACGUCACGGGCACCAUUCCUCCGACUCCAUCAUCCCCCCACCCCCCCGCAGGCUGCCCGGACGAAUGGGCUUCCUAUCAGCAUAAGUGUUUCAGGGUGUUCGAUCAGUCGUACCGGGUCACGUGGUCUGCGUCCAAGCUGAGAUGUGAGACUCAGGGAGGUGUGCUGGCAGUGGUGACCAAUCAUCUGGAGCAAGCCUUCGUCACCACCCUGCUGAACAACGCCAGUGUCGACCUCUGGGUGGGUUUGACCUCGGGCUCUAAAGGUCACUUCCAAUGGGCCAAGGCUGGCCUGCUCAGCUACACCAACUGGGGCCCCGGAGAGCCGCUCGACAACAGUGGACCGCACCAAAACAAGACGCGGGGAAACUGCGUGGUGAUGAUUCACGGGAACCCGCAGAAGAACGCCGGCAUGUGGGCCUCCCGCGCCUGUGAGAUGGAGAAUAAUGGCUACAUUUGUCAGAGGCAUCAAGACCAAGGUCUCCCUCCGGCACCCGCCCUGAUUCCUGCCUCCCUGUCGGAGCCUGUGGAGUUGGGUGGAGUGACGUACCGGGUGGUGGAGAAGCGCCUGGACUGGACCGGCGCUUUGCAUCUGUGUGAAUCUUUGAACGGGACGCUGGCCACGGUGAAGGAUCCCUACCAGCAGGCGUACCUCACGCUGCUGAUCAACCGCCUGCACCGGCCGGCCUGGGUGGCUCUCUACAACUACGGAGGAAAGAGCUUCACCUGGCUGGGCGAAGAGGAAGUGUCGUAUUCCAACUGGAAUGAUGGGCAGCCCAAUCACAUGGCUGGAUGCGGUCACAUGACCACUACAGGGCAGUGGACCAUGACUCCCUGUGACGAUAAGCUUGAUGCUGCAAUCUGUCAAAUUAGUGACGAGCCUGUGGGUCACCAAUGGAUCUACCCUGGCAAGUGUCCCAACUCUGUCGGGGAUUGGGCCUGGGUGUCUUUCAGAAACCACUGUUAUGCCUUCAACCUGCAAACACUCAGACUACAGCAGGACGCUCGCAUGUCCUGUAAAAAAGAGGGAGCAGAGCUUCUCUCGGUCUUGGACGAGACGGAGAACGGAUUUGUGUGGGAACACAUCCAGAGCUCUGCGGAGCAGGCACAUGGAGCUUGGCUGGGCAUCAGCGUGAAAGGCAGGGGUCUAGUGUGGAGCGAGGACACGGAGAUGUCCUACACCAACUGGGAGGCGCACGAUCUCGCCUUCUCCGUUCUGUCUCCCAACUCCUGCUUCUGGAUCCAGAGCAACAGCGGCCUGUGGAAGCCGGGCUCGUGCCGAAAUCGCACGCACGGGGUCAUCUGCAAGCGACCACGCAGUGCUGAGACCUCAGCUGUAAUAAUGGAGGACGACCAUCUGCCCACUCUGAUCGUCGUCAUAGUCGCGGGCCUGGUGCUGGUGGUGCUGAUCGUCGGGGUGAUCUACUUGUACCGUCGGAGAACUGUUGGGUCGCGGGGGUCGUACGAGGGGGCCCGCUACAGCCGCACCAGCUCCAGCCUUUCCGAGCAGGCCGAGAAGAACAUCCUGGUGUCGGACAUGGAGCUGAACGAGCAGCCAGAGUAGCAGAGCUUUGCCCCGGACCGACCAUCCGACCAGCCACGAGGCUGGAGCCGAACCAACGCCGGAGAGGGCGUGGACAAAAAGAAAAAGGAUCAAAACCCAUUGUGGCGUUUAUGUCGUCUCUUUUGAAACCAAAAAAAACAUUUUUUAAGGGCUGAAGGGCUGUGUAGAGCGCAGCAGAUAUUUAGAUUUAUAAUUGAAUCCCUCGUCUUUUCUGUUGUCAAGACAAUCCAAGCAACUUCCCCUCCAGUCAAAUCAGAUCGUUCUUUUCACGUACAGUUUUUCCCCCAAAGCUUCCACGAAGACCAUCUGUGGAUCCACUGGGAACUUCAUUUCGUCGCAGUCUGAAAAGUUCUACAUAAAAUCAGUUUUACGAAACAACUCCUCACCGUUUACCCUGGUGCCAACGUAAAUAUUUGGUUGGUGUUUAUUUUCUUUCCUUUCCACAUUUCGAUUGAAAGACAAUCACACAGCCACAGGUCAACUAAAACCAUUUGUCUCCGUUCUCCAAAUACACAGCCAUUCUUCUUCAGGACCAAAUUCCUUUUUUUUCAAUUUUGUAAGGGUCUUUGCCAUGACAGUAUAUACCGGAACUUGAGGUCUGUUUUUUGUCUUUGUUGUUGUUUCGUUGCAUUUGUGCGUCCUUCCUUGUUGAUUUGUCGUUAUCUCUGCAGCCGCAGAGAACUGUUACUGAUGAUGCAUGUGUGGUUUGUGUGAGCCUGCCUCUCUCCUCCGCUCGGAUCUGACACGUCAGCACCAGCUGGCCGACGCCGAGCAGAGGAGGGAGAAGUCCAAAUGUGAAUGUGUGGAGGGUGACAGGGACCAGUGAACUCAAACCGUCUGAGGGCUGCACACUAAAAUUGUGCACAUAAUUAGUAUUGAAAGCUGGUCUUUAAAAUAGAUUACAUUGUCUUUGUGGCACAGCAGGACUUAGGGUUGUCAUCAAAUGAUCAGACUGUCAGCAUCUAUGGCUUUGUGUACAGUUUGGCACUUUCUACUCUUACCCUGAUCUAAAUCGGUCUUCGUCUCCAACGCUUUUCAGCCUGUUGUCCUUAUACUUAAGAUGCAGUCGCUGCUCUGUUGUUUGUUUUGGCUCCUCGUGCCACCAUCUGGAGGUGAUUCAGCAUUUUUGUGGACAGUCAUUUUCUUUGUGCUUGCCACGAAAAAAAGGUUUUGCAAUUUGAUAUUUGGCUGAUUCAUCACUUUGAUGCACCACUUUUCACGUCUCAGUAAUGUUUUAUCGCCGGUAUACUUCUCUCUCGUUUUGUCCUUUCGAUGAUGCAGGUUUCAUUUGUGCGACUUCGCUUAAGUACAACCGGUGAAGACAUUUGGAAACUUUCCUUCUGUUACGGGAUAAACGCCAACACUUGCCCCGGCAAAGGAAAACAUCCCUCAUGCGAACGACGACGUUUUAUAUAUGAGAGCCAGAGAUUGUUUAGCGAAUAACGUGCUAUUUUUCGUGAGAGAAAAACCUCCAAUCGUCAUUUUCACGUUUGUGCUUUAUAAUGACCUUGAUGAGCGUUUCUUCUGCCGCCUCAAACUUUCUUCUUUUUCCUGAGGCUCUUGCCUCUGAGUGCAUUUCUGUCUUCCUGCUCGGAGGAAUGCUCUGGAAGCCUUUUCAGUCUGAGGCUCACUAACUGCCAUGAAAAAAAAACAAAAAAAAAAACGCUUCUUUUGCUCCCUGAGUUGGACUAAGAUAGAGGGGGAAGGUAGGAGGAGAGGGAGCAAAUAGUGUGUGUGAGAAAGAGUAUGUGUGUGUGUGUGUGUGUUAGAGUGUGUGUGCAGUCUCCAGCUGUGGAAUGUUGAGUCGGCAAGAAGAGCUCAGUGGCACGUCUGGAACCAAUCAGAGAAGCUGGGCUCAGGGAUAUGAAGGGUCACAACCACGAUUGAGGAAAAAAAAAGGAAGACUAGAUGAAGGAGAAAAGGGGAAAAAGGAGGAGUUGUGGAAGAGAGGAAAGCAGGGAAGGAGGAGUUCAAAGGGUUCAGUGGCGUGUCAGAGGCUUACCCCGGCCUCUGCUGGUGGUUCACUGUACAGGUCGGGCCUCCACGUGCAGGAGAGGUGAACUUAAAGGUGGUGAUGAUGUGAAGGUGCAAUGGCCCCCGUGUGUGUGAUGGAGUGUGCGAUGCAGGCUGGCUCACGUCCCUGUGAAGACUUCCUGAAGCACCUGCUCAACUUUUUAAGAGUGUUUGUGUCAUUUUUAUAUGAAAUGAAUAAAGUCCAUGUUCUGAAAAACC
Molecule: messenger RNA, 6861 nt
Organism: Platichthys flesus (European flounder)
Lineage: Eukaryota; Metazoa; Chordata; Actinopteri; Pleuronectiformes; Pleuronectidae
Gene: mrc2
Product: mannose receptor, C type 2
Exons: 29
Coding region: 208-4629 (1473 amino acids)
Molecular function (GO): signaling receptor activity
Source: RefSeq, a predicted model, not a curated record